This is a messenger RNA of Aspergillus nomiae NRRL 13137, 447 nucleotides long. RefSeq names its product CVNH domain-containing protein. The coding region runs from base 1 to 447 and encodes 148 amino acids. The record is from RefSeq and is a predicted model, not a curated record. The transcript is spliced from 3 exons. Lineage: Eukaryota; Fungi; Ascomycota; Eurotiomycetes; Eurotiales; Aspergillaceae.
AUGCGUCUACUCCUACCCUUCAUCGCUCUGCCUUUGACAGCUCUGGCUACGCCGCUAGGCAUCUCUGAUCUGUUCCAAAAUUCCGUUGACCCAAACGCAGGGAACUUCAGUUUCUCUUGCAAAGACAUCAAGCUCGACGGGAAAAAUAGGCCCAGCAAGGAUGGAGGUCAUGCAGUUCAGGACCUGGUUGCAACCUGCGCGGUCGGCGACGGGACCGAAAUUACCUCCAAGUUAAACCUGAAUCGUUGCUUUGGCCAUGGGAAUGGGAUCAACAACUAUUCUAAAUGCUAUCAGUUGACUUACGAGCCUACGUCGAGUCCAAAGAUUCUUUGUCAACGUGCUGAUGAUCCGAACGUAAUCCAGACAACGGUAUACAAUCUCGACGCCGUUAUAUCCAAUGACCAUGGCUUCAUCAAAUGUUUCGAUCAUAAGGGCGAGCGCAUUUAG